Vittaforma corneae ATCC 50505 is the source of this 591-nucleotide messenger RNA. RefSeq lists its product as uncharacterized. Gene Ontology annotation, cellular component: proteasome core complex. Lineage: Eukaryota; Fungi; Microsporidia; Nosematidae. Bases 1 to 591 code for a protein of 196 amino acids. The transcript has a single exon. The record is from RefSeq and is a predicted model, not a curated record.
AUGGCUAUCUCAAUAGGACUUAAAACAAACACACAUCUUCUAAUCUGCUCGGAAACAAUACUAACAAGUAGUGGCAUCAUAAAAAUAAAGGAGGAUGACGAAUACACAGCUAAUAUCUCUGGCAGCCUUGUAUGCAUAACAGGAGAGCAAGGAGAUUCGUUCAGGACAGUAUCAUUGCUAGAACAAUACUCAAAACUCCUCUCCAUGAAAUACAAGGAGAAAAUAGGCCCCGAAUUACUAGCAAGAUUACUCUCAUCUGAGAUAUAUGAGUCACUUAGGAGUAGGCCAUUGGAAGUACAAGGAAUAGUAGGGGGUAGGAGUGAAGACAAUACACUCAAGCUAUUCGGAAUAGAUAAAUAUGGAGCAGUGCAUGAAGACAACUUUGUUGUUACUGGGUAUGGUCUAUAUUUCCUGUUUGGAAUAUAUGAUAUGAUGUACAAGAAGGACAUGAGUGAGGAAGAAGCCUUAAGUCUUAUUCGCAACUGUUUAAAAACCUUAAAGGAGAGACUAGUCCUCGAGACAGACAAGUGGAAAUUAGAUGUGAUAGGGCCUGAAGGUGCUAGAAGUGAGCUUGUUGACUUAAGUAAAUGA